Hevea brasiliensis (rubber tree) is the source of this 1307-nucleotide messenger RNA. RefSeq names its product tobamovirus multiplication protein 2A. The transcript is spliced from 7 exons. The record is from RefSeq and is a predicted model, not a curated record. Lineage: Eukaryota; Viridiplantae; Streptophyta; Magnoliopsida; Malpighiales; Euphorbiaceae. Bases 234 to 1103 code for a protein of 289 amino acids. Gene Ontology annotation, cellular component: membrane.
GCCCAUGAGAUAAAAAGGGGAGUGGAAAUAUGAAAUGAAAUGCCAAAACAAGCAAAAUGAGAAAGGUAUCUUAAUUUCAGCUCACUUUUUGAAUUUCCCAGACUCUCUCAGAAACUGUAAAACCUAAAAAGUCGCAAUCCGAGAAAUAUUUGAAAUUCGUACUAGGUGACUGAGUUGAUGAAAUAGAAGGGACUGAGCUGAAAUUUUAGGGAUCUGAGGAAGCUGUAGAGAGUAUGGCUUGUAGAGGGUGCUUGGAGUGCAUACUGAAGCUCCUCAACUUCUUUCUGACCCUUGUGGGUCUUGCCAUGGUUGGUUAUGGGAUUUACUUAUUUGUUGAGUAUAAAAGAGCAGGUGAUGAUGUAUCAAUGGCUCCUGUGAGUGGUGGUCCAGGUUUGAUAUAUCUUGGUCGUCCAAUGCUUAUAGCUGUAUCAUUUUUGGAAAGUAUCCUUGAUAAGCUGCCAAAACCUUGGUUUAUUUACUUAUUUAUUGGUGUAGGAGUGGUUCUCUUCAUCAUCUCUUGUUUUGGUUGUAUUGGAUCUAUAACACGGAAUGGAUGCUGCCUCAGUUGUUUUAUGAUGACUGAUUUCCUUGAGCAAACACAGUAUUCAGUAUUGGUUAUCUUGUUGAUAUUGGUAGAAUUGGGAUGUGCAGCCUUCAUUUUCUUUGACAAAAGUUGGAAAGAAGAACUUCCUACUGACAAAACUGGUGUUUUUGACCUGAUAUAUGAUUUCCUGACAGAAAACUGGAAUAUUGUGAGGUGGGUUGCUCUUGGAGUUGUAAUUUUAGAGGCUCUACUUUUCGUGUUAGCCCUUAUGGUUAGGGCUGCAAACAGGCCGGCAGAUUAUGAUAGUGAUGAUGAGCUAAUUACCCCAAGACAGCAGAGGCAGCCUUUGCUUAACAGGCCACCAGGUCCUGCAACAGGUGUGCCUGUUACUGGUACCCUUGAUCAGCGACCUAGCAGAAAUGAUGCUUGGAGCACGCGUAUGAGGGAAAAGUAUGGGCUUGAUACUUCCGAGUUCUCGUACAACCCAUCGGAACUCCACAGGUUCCAGCAAGUGUCCACGCAGCCCGCAGAAGAAAGGAGCCGAUGCACCAUCAUGUGAUAACUUAUGGGUUUGCUGGGAUUGGUUUUUGCGGAAGAAUUUCUUGGACAAGGGCGUGAGUUUUUUUUAUUCUGGGUUUGUGUACAAUAGACAUUGUUCAGGAGUUUUAACCCAUCCUUACCCUUCUUUGUUUAUCUUCUCAAAAACUUCCUUUCUUUCUGUAUGCAUUGUUAUUAAUAUUCAAAAGCGUUGUCCUUUUUUUUA